UAUCAAUUGUCAAGUUUUUUUCGCAUCGCUGCUUUCGGCUUCUUGGAUGUUUUGGUGAUAUUAUUGAUUGUUUGAUUAUUUUAUUACUAAUUCUGUGUGAAAACAUUCAAAAACUGCUCGUUAUAACAUACAGUGCUACCUUGUGAAGCGAAAUAUUAAAUUACUGUUGAAUUCUCACUAUGAUACCGAAUGAAAUCUUCGCCGAAGAUAUGAUGAGUACAGUGAUUCGAUACGGCCUCUAUAUUGGAGCUGCAUUCCAAUUAAUCUGCUUGUUAGCUUGUGUAACACUUACUGAUGAACAGAGCGAAUCUCAUCCGUAUGAGAAGGCAUAUACAGAUAGUGAUGAAUGCAGCUCUGAACAGUCAUCACCAGGCCACCGAGCAACCAUCUCUCGUGCACGAAGACAUGACAAGAAAAAACGUCGUUAAAUUAUCAACAUAACUGAGGCCACACAAUGCGAUUUCGGUGCCUUCCGGCUCCGCACCUUGUGCUAUCCUUUUCCACUGAAAGCACUUGAAAGGGAUAGCAAUAGAUUUCGACCUAUCUUCUUAGUUCAGUCUUUUUAUGAUAUAUUCUAGUAGAUAUUAAUUAGGAAUAAAAUAAAAUUGAUGUACUCAUUAAAUUAAGAUAUAUUGUUAAGGUACAAACAUUUAAUACAUAAUGUUAAAUACUCAGUUAUGUUUAUCAAAUAUUCAGUAAAAAAAGUUGAUAUUACUGUUAUCACUAAU
Maniola jurtina (meadow brown) is the source of this 728-nucleotide messenger RNA. RefSeq names its product protein anon-73B1. The coding region runs from base 180 to 428 and encodes 82 amino acids. The transcript is spliced from 2 exons. The record is from RefSeq and is a predicted model, not a curated record. NCBI's taxonomy places the organism in Eukaryota, Metazoa, Arthropoda, Insecta, Lepidoptera, Nymphalidae. Gene Ontology annotation, cellular component: membrane.